UUCGUUUAGUAACGGUUCGUUUACUUAUCUCACUGUAUCUCAAAAGAAAGUUAGUUGCCAUUCUUCAAAGAAGGUGAUAAUUUACCGUUAGCAGGAUUACGGAUAGUUCUAAGUGAUAUAAUGGUUUGAUUAACCGUCCAGAGAAUCGCUUAAUUAUUUAAUAUUUAAACUCUGCACAUUAUUUAUUAAAAAAGUUUACCAUCAUGAAAGCAAAUUUCAGCGCACAACCGGAAAAGUGCACAUAUUUAGGCUUUGAUCUGAGCACACAAAAGCUUAAAGCCGUACAAUUAAAUUCUUGCCUAGAUGUAGUAGUCGCAACGGCCGAAGUACAGUUUGAUUCCGAUCUACCAGAAUUUCGUACUGUAAACGGUGCUAUAACUGGCCCUAAGAAGAACGAAUUUUUUGGGCAGCCUGUCAUGUGGAUUAAGGCAGUUGAUAUUAUCAUGGAUCGUUUAGUAGUGAAUGGGGGUGAUCUAAGCUCCGUUGGAGCUAUAGGUGGUUCAGCUCAACAACACGGUUCCGUGUACUGGUCUCGCCAAGGUGUGGAAGCAUUAAGAACUCUUGAUCCUGGUAAAUUUCUGCAUAUGCAAAUUGAUGAUACAGCUUUUGUGCUGAAUAAAACUCCAAUUUGGAUGGAUGGAUCAACUCAAAAUCAGUGUUCUGAAAUGGAAAUGGCUAUAGGGGGAAGUAAGGAAAUGGUUCGCAUAACAGGUAGUAGAUGUUUCCCACGUUUUACAGGACCUCAAAUACGUAAAGUAUAUCAACAACAUGCGCGUGCGUAUGAGGACACACAACGCAUAUCAUUAAUAAGCAGUUUCUUGGCGUCAAUAUUUAUCGGGGAUGUGGCACCAAUUGACUAUGCAGAUGGAUCGGGUAUGAAUUUAUUUGAUAUUAAAGCGAAAACAUGGUCCAAAGCUUGCCUUAAUGCAUGUGCGCCUGAUUUAGAGGAACGUUUAUCUGCUCCAGUUAAGACAAAUUCAUUCAUUGGCACUAUCUGUGACUUUUUCGUUCAAAGGUUUGGCAUGCCAGCCAAUUGCAAAGUCUGUGCUUUUACGGGAGAUAAUCCUUCUUCUUUAUCUGGUAUGUUGGUGGAAAAAAACUGGCUUGCCGUUUCAUUGGGCACAAGUGAUACAGUUAUGAUGACGUUGAAACAGCAGGCUUUACUUGAAGAUGCCCACGUUCUAUGUCACCCAACCGAAGAUAAUCUGUUCAUGGGCCUUUUAUGCUUUCGGAAUAGUUCCUUGGUGAGAGAUGGCAUGAAACGUUCAGAAGCUACAGACAAUUGGAAUACUUUUAAUGAAUUGCUUGAUUCAACACCUCGAGGCAAUUAUGGUAACAUGGCUUUGCAUUUUCCUACUAAAGAAAUCGUACCGUCUGUGAAGGGGACAUUACGCUGGAAUAAGGAUAUCAAUGCAGUAUCAACGACUGCCUCCACCGGCGUUCUGAAGUUCUCGUCUCCUCAAACAGAAAUUCGAGCUUUAAUUGAAGGCCAAAUGCUGCACCGCCUAAGCGUUGCUAUUGACAUGGGCUUCAAUUUUGGCGCAAAUACGAAAAUUAUUGCCACUGGUGGAGCAUCGAUAAAUAAAUCUAUUCUUCAAGUGAUAGCUGAUGUUUUUAAUUCCCCCGUUUAUGUGCAGAAAACCAGCAGCGAAGCUGCAUUACUGGGCGCGGCAUACCGUGCUGGAUACAUGCAUUACUUAGAGCGUUGUACAGAUGAUUCUCCUUUAAGUUAUAGUGAUUUCAUUUCACCAUAUAUUCUGAAUCAUUUGACGCACAUGUGCCAACCGAGUAAAGAUAGUAAUGGCAUAUAUACACCGAUGUUGGAGCGGAUUCGGUCAAUGAUCCAGAUCUUACAAAAGACCAAUUAAGAGCGUUAAUGUGCAAAAAUCAUGGAUUUCCAACACAUUAAUAUCGCCACAUCGCAUUCCUAUUUGAUAUUGCUUUUGAUAAAAUUAUUUUAAGAAACGUGCAAUCU
Messenger RNA from Glossina fuscipes, 1975 nucleotides. RefSeq names its product xylulose kinase. The record is from RefSeq and is a predicted model, not a curated record. The coding region runs from base 204 to 1868 and encodes 554 amino acids. NCBI's taxonomy places the organism in Eukaryota, Metazoa, Arthropoda, Insecta, Diptera, Glossinidae. Gene Ontology annotation, molecular function: D-xylulokinase activity. Gene Ontology annotation, cellular component: cytosol. The transcript is spliced from 6 exons. Gene Ontology annotation, biological process: xylulose metabolic process; D-xylose metabolic process.